CCCGAGCGGUGGAGGCGGCGGCGGCUGCGGAGGCCGCGGCACCGGCACCGGGAGCGGCAAGGGCGGUAGCGACAGCGACGGCCGCACCAAAGAAGGGAGCUCCGAGCCCCGGCGCCCAGCCGGCGGCGCCGCCUCCCCGACCUACAAUGCCUCGCUGAGCCAGGUGGGCAGCUGAGUGGAGCCAAGCAGAGAGCAUCUAUGGAUGGGCCCCUGGCAGGCGGCCUGGCCGCCCCAGAUCGUCCUCGAGGCCCGGAGAGACUGCCUGGCCCAGCGCCAAGGGAAGACAGCGAAGGUGGGGCCGAGGUUGCUGAGGGGGAAGGUUGCAUCUUCCGGUCCACCCAUUACCUGCCUGUCACCAAGGAGGGCCCUCGAGACAUUCUGGAUGGCAGAGGUGGCAUUUCUGAUGGGCAGCCCCAUCCCGGCCUCAGCGAAGCCCUCCCCUGUGCCACCUCCGCCACCCAUCGGAUCAGCAGCUGCUGCUGGGAUGGAGGCAGCCUGGACUUCCAGUCGGGCUCCCCACCACCCCACCCCCUGGGCCACUUACCUGGCCCUCCCGAUGGCCAGGGGCCCUGGGAGCACCCCCUGGUUCAGGAGGCCAGGGAGGGCAUCCCAUCUGAGCGGAGGUUCGAGGACUCGGUCAUUGUAAGAACCGUGAAGCCCCACACUGAGCUCAAAGGCUCUAGAAGGUUCUUGUACCAUCAGGGUGAAUCAAAGCUCUUGGAGAAGGUCCCCCGGGGCCGCCCCAGGUUCGACUGGCUCCAAGACCCAGAUGAGCAGGCCCCACUCCAGGAUGCAGCGCUGCACCUGGACCUGCCACCCCAGCCGCCACCCCUCACUUCCUUCAGGACGAUGCUCGUGCCGGUAGAAGAUACCACUAAGACGUUGGAUGUGCCAGUGAUGGGCACCAGAGAGUACCUGGCAGACCUGGAGGGUCUGGCCCAGCCCCCUGAGUGGAGCUUGCCUAGGUCGGCCUCAGAGGUGGCCACGCAGACCUGGACAGUGAACUCAGAGGCAUCUGUGGAGCGGCUGCAGCCACUGCUGACCCCCGUCCGGACGAGGCCCUAUCUGUGUGAACUGCUGGAGGAGGUGGCCGAGGGGGUGGCCAGCCCAGAAGAGGAUGAGGACGAGGAGCCAGCCGUGUUCCCUUGCAUUGAGUGCAGCAUCUACUUCAAGCAGAAGGAGCACCUUCUGGAGCAUAUGAGCCAGCACCGCCGAGCCCCGGGCCAGGAGCCCUCGGCCGAGUUGGCCCCACUGGCCUGUGGCGAGUGUGGCUGGGCCUUUGCCGACCCUGGUGCCCUUGAGCAGCACCGGCAGCUGCACCAGGCCUCCCGGGAGAAGAUUAUCGAGGAGAUCCAGAAGCUGAAGCAGGUCCCAGGCGAUGAGGGCCGGGAGGCACGGCUGCAGUGCCCCAAGUGCAUCUUUGGCACCAAUUCCUCCAAGGCCUUUGUGCAACAUGCCAAGCUGCACGUGCGUGAGCCACAGGGCCAGGCUGCAAAGGAGCCCUUCGGGGGCAGCAGCAGGGCUGGCAGCCCAGGCCCCGAUGCCACCUCCCUCACGUAUCAGCCCUACGGAGACUCCUCGGGCCUCAGUGCCUGUGUGUUCUGUGGCUUCCCUGCGCCCAGCGAGAGCCUGCUCAGGGAGCACAUGAGGCUUGUGCAUGCCCAUCCCCACUGGGAGGAGGAUGGCGAGGCUUUCGAGGAGGACCCUGCCAGCCGGCCCGGCACCAGCCAGGAUGCUUAUGCCUGCUUCCCUGAUGCCGCCGACUACUUUGGCAAAGCUGAGCCACUCUUGGCCCCCAUGUGGAGGGAGAACCCUGCUGGAUAUGACCCCAGCCUGGCCUUUGGCCCAGGCUGCCAGCAGCUGGGCGUGAGGGAUUUCCCACUGUCAAAGCCACUCCCACAUGGCUCGAGUCAGAGGCCUCUGGGAAGGCCAGCCUUUCCCUCGCCGCUAGCAUCUGCCCCCUACUCCUUACAGGCCAGUAGAAGCAGGAGUGCUGUCCACUUGCAGGGGCUCUCAGCCCAACUGGGGGACCAGAGGCACCCAUGGAGCGAAGAGGAGGAGGAGGAGGAGGAGGACAUACUGCUGGCCUCGGAAAUGGACUUUUCCCCUGAAAAUGGGCUCUUUGCACCACUAGCCACCCCCAGCCUCAUCCCACAGUCAGCCCUGGAGCUGAAGCAGACAUUCCGACAAGUCCUACAGACAGCUGAAGCCUCACGGGCACAGCAGCAGCAGCUCUGCGGGAUGGUGCCAGUCGUGCUGGUGGCAAAGCUCGGGCCACAAGUCAUGGCUGCAGCAGCCAGGGCGCCCCCGAGGCUGCAGCCUGAGGAGCUGGGGCUGGGGGGUGCCCACCCCCUGGACUUCCUGCUCCUGGACACACCGCUGGGUGGCCCUCUGGGGCUGGACACGUUCCUGGAUGGGGACCCAGCAGUGGCACUGAAGCAUGAGGAGCGGAAGUGCCCCUACUGCCCCGAUCGCUUCCACAAUGGCAUCGGCUUGGCCAACCACGUUCGGGGCCACCUGAACCGCGUGGGCGUCAGCUACAACGUGAGGCAUUUCAUCUCCGCUGAGGAGGUGAAGGCCAUCGAGCGCAGGUUCUCCUUCCAGAAGAAGAAGAAAAAAGUGGCAAACUUCGACCCAGGCACCUUCAGCUUGAUGCGCUGUGACUUCUGCGGGGCCGGCUUUGACACUCGAGCCGGCCUCUCCAGCCACGCUCGGGCCCACCUGCGUGACUUCGGUAUCACCAACUGGGAGCUCACUGUCUCGCCCAUCAACAUCCUGCAAGAGCUGCUGGCCACCUCAGCUGCUGAGCGGCCCCCCAGCCCCCUGUGCCGUGACCCUGGGGUGCUGCCUAGUGGCUUCCCAACCUCCCGCCGGCCCCGCUUACCUCUUACAGUGCCCUUCCCACCCACCUGGGCUGAGGACGCUGGGCCAGCCUACGGAGAUGCCCAGAGCCUGACCACCUGUGAGGUCUGUGGUGCCUGUUUUGAGACACGCAAGGGCCUGUCCAGCCACGCGCGCUCCCACCUGCGGCAGCUUGGGGUGGCCGAGUCGGAGAGCAGCGGUGCCCCCAUCGACCUCCUCUACGAGCUCGUGAAGCAGAAGGGCCUGCCUGACACACCCCUUGGGCUGACCCCAGGCCUGACUAAGAAGUCCAGCUCGCCGAAGGAAAUGGUCGCUGGAGUCCCACGACCUGGCCUGCUCGCCCUGGCCAAGCCCCUCGAUGCCCCUGCUGUCAACAAGGCCAUCAAGUCGCCUCCUGGCUUCUCAGCCAAGGGCCUGGCCCACCCACCCAGCUCCCCACUCCUCAAGAAGGCAUCGCUGGCCCUGGCAGGCUCCCCUACCCCCAAGAAUCCCGAGGACAAGAGCCCCCAGCUGUCCCUGAGCCCUCGGCCGGCCUCCCCAAAGGCACAGUGGCCCCAGUCUGAGGACGAGGGGCCCCUGAACCUCACUUUAGAUAGUGACGGGGGCAGAGAGCUGGACUGCCAGCUGUGCGGUGCCUGGUUUGAGACCCGCAAGGGCCUGUCCAGCCACGCCCGAGCCCACCUGCGCCACCUGGGCGUCAGCGACCCGGACGCCAAGGGAUCCCCCAUAGACGUGCUCCACGGGCUCAUCAGGAGGGACGGCGUCCAGAUCCGCCUCCCACCCGGGCGUGGCACCCUGGCCCUGCUGGGGCGGCCUCCUCCCGCCUCUGCGGCCCUCUCCUUGCUCCCCCCCCCACCGCCGGCCAAGAAGGCCAAGCUGAAGGCCGAGGGUAUGGCCAGCCCCUGGGGGAAGCAGGACCUCUCAGCCGCCGCAGCCGCUGGCAUUUUCUGGGCCUCUGAUGUGGAGCCGUCUCCUCUCAACCUCUCCUCGGGCCCAGAGCCAGCACGUGACAUCCGCUGUGAGUUCUGCGGCGAGUUCUUCGAGAACCGAAAGGGCCUGUCGAGCCAUGCACGCUCGCACCUGCGGCAGAUGGGCGUGACUGAGUGGUACGUCAACGGCUCACCCAUCGACACACUGCGGGAGAUUCUCAAGAGACGGACCCAGUCCCGGCCUGGCGGACCCCCCAACCCAUCAGGGCCUAGCCCAAAAGCCCUGGCUAAGGUGGUGGGCAGCGGAGGUCCUGGCAGCUCACUGGAAGCCCGCAGCCCCGCGGACCUUCACCUCUCACCCCUGGCCAAGAAGUUGCCGCCACCACCAGGCAGCCCUCUGGGCCACUCACCAACUGCCUCUCCUCCUCCCACGGCCCGGAAGAUGUUCCCAGGCCUCUCCUCACCCUCCCUGCCCAAGAAGCUGAAGCCUGAACAAAUGCGGGUGGAGAUCAAGCGGGAGAUGCUGCCGGGGGCCCUUCAUGGGGAGCCGCACCCAUCCGAGGGUCCCUGGGUGGCACCUCGGGAAGACAUGACCCCCUUGAACCUGUCAUCCCGGGCAGAACCAGUGCGUGACAUCCGCUGUGAGUUCUGUGGCGAGUUCUUCGAGAACCGAAAGGGCCUGUCGAGCCAUGCACGCUCUCACCUGCGGCAGAUGGGUGUGACCGAGUGGUCUGUCAACGGCUCACCCAUCGACACGCUGCGGGAGAUCCUCAAGAAGAAAUCCAAGCCAUGCCUCAUCAAGAAGGAGCCUCCAGUCGGAGACCUGGCCCCUACCUUGGCUGAGGACGGGCCCCCCACAGUGGCACCUGGGCCCAUGCAGGCCCCCUUGCCGUUGGCGCCGAUGGCUGGCCGGCCAGGCAAACCAGGAGCUGGGCCAGCCCAGGUUCCCCGCGAGCUCAGCCUGGCACCCAUCACUGGUGCCAAGCCUUCAGCCACUGGCUAUCUGGGCUCAGUGUCAGCCAAGCGGCCCCUGCAGGAGGACCGCCUCCUCCCAGCAGAGGUCAAGGCCAAGACAUACAUCCAGACUGAACUGCCCUUCAAGGCAAAGACCCUCCAUGAGAAGACCUCCCACUCCUCCACUGAGGCCUGCUGCGAGCUGUGUGGCCUUUACUUCGAAAACCGCAAGGCCCUGGCCAGUCACGCACGGGCGCACCUGCGGCAGUUCGGCGUGACCGAGUGGUGCGUGAACGGUUCACCCAUCGAGACACUGAGUGAGUGGAUCAAGCACCGGCCCCAGAAGGUGGGCGCCUACCGCAGCUACAUCCAGGGCGGCCGUCCCUUCACCAAGAAGUUUCGCAGUGCUGGCCAUGGCCGCGAUGGCGACAAGCGGCUGCCCCUGGGGCUGGCACCCGGGGGCCUGGCCGUGGUGGGCCGCAGUGCUGGGGGUGAGCCAGGGCCCGAGGCUGGCCGGGCAGCUGACAGUGGUGAGCGACCUCUGGCAGCCAGCCCACCAGGCACUGUGAAGGCUGAGGAGCACCAGCGGCAGAACAUCAACAAAUUUGAGCGCCGACAAGCCCGCCCUCCAGAUGCCUCUGCGGCCCGGAGUGGUGAGGAGGCCAGUGACCUGCACCAGAAGCUGGAGGAGGUGCGGCAACCUCCGCCCCGGGUCCGGCCAGUCCCCUCCCUGGUGCCCCGGCCCCCCCAGACAUCACUCGUCAAGUUCGUUGGCAACAUCUACACCCUCAAGUGCAGGUUCUGUGAGGUGGAAUUCCAGGGGCCCCUCUCCAUCCAGGAGGAGUGGGUGCGGCACUUACAGCGGCACAUCCUGGAGAUGAAUUUCUCCAAAGUGGACCCCACGCCUGAGGAGCCCCAGGCCGCACAGGCACAGACAGCGGCGGCAGAGGCACCCUAACACAGAAGCAUUCCAGAUCCCCUCUCCUGCCACCUCUAUCUCCUCUUCCUCCUUGGUCUCCUCCUCCCUCUCCUCCCUCUUUCUUUUCCGUUUCCAAAGGAGCAAGCCACAACCUCAAUCCGGCACCUUUCAGGGGCUGGGCACACUACAGCCGGGGCACCGGAAGCCAGCUAGCCACCCUUCCCCUAGCCUGAGGACUCCGGGGCCACACACAGGGCAUCUUCCUUCAGCGCACACCCACCUGCCCACUCAGUUCAUCAGGGGCAGCGGCCAGGUCUCUGGGAGCAGCCAGUCUGUUCACAAGGGAGGAAGGCCAGCGCUCUCCCACGUCUAGCAGCCAGGCGGGCUAUGUUUGCCAUCUGUGGCCACUUGCAAAGACCCCAAGGACCCCUUUCCUGGUUCCCUCUUGCCCCUAUGAAUAUCCUCUCACACAUGCACGCACGCACUCACGUACCUCGUGAGACCCGGGAAUCUGCCCCAGCCCUCCAGUUCCCGAGUCGAACGACGACCACGUCAUGCCACGGUGCUUGCUCAGGGGAAGGCGCACUCCCUCUGUGGCCCGCUGCCCGGGCCUGGGAGCCCCCCACUGAGCCCACAAUGCCACGGAAAUCCUUGUUGGCCGCCCCCCAAGAGGGGCCUUCCCAGCUGGGAAGAGCUCAGAGCUGACAGCUGCCUCCUGCCAUGUCAAGGCCCUCUAGAGCCUCGGGGGCUCCCGGGCCUGGGAGGGGGUGGGGGUGGGACUCUCCUUCCCCACCCUCAACCCCCUCCCUCCUUUCACUUUUGCUUUCUAUGUAUAGCUCCCUAGACCCUUCACUUUUUUAAAAACGCGUUUUGUGUAGAGAAUAAGGAACGUGGAUCUUUUUAUUUUGCAAUCCUGGGCCAGCUAGAAAUUGGGAGCUGAUUGACCUUUUAACUUUUUUCAGUGGCCACAUUUUGGUUAUCGAUGUACCUAGAAGUAUGUAAAUUAGAUUAAAUUUCUCUUCUGGAAACACCCCGGGGCAGGCAGCCAGCGUGUGUUUUUCUGUCGAGUGGACAGGCUGGCAUUGUCUGUCUGGCAGCCGGGGCUGGGAUCGAGCCACCUCCGCCAAAAGCCCCUGGAAGCCCUGGGUUUUCCUGUUGGCCGCCAAGCCCACCAGACCUGUCUGGGGAUAAGCCCAAGUUUCCAGCUGUUGGCCCUUGAUGGCAUGGCUGGUGGGGGGGCUCUGGCCAGCUGGUGAAGCAGCUCCUGUGAGCUGAGGAGAAGAACCAGGGCUCUGGGGCAGCUUGUCUGGGAAGGGAGCCAGGAUUGAGAAGUGGUUGAGCCCUGAAGGGCUCUCCGAGGGCAGGAGCUGUCCAGUGAGGGUUUGGGGGACUCGCUGGGGGAGGGUAAAGUGCACAGCUGCUGGGACCGGCCUGCUUUCAAGACAUGCGACUCGUCAAGAGACACAUGCACCCUGAACGUGACUAACGUGAGGGAAAAAGAGAGCUGCUGGCUCCUUUUCAUUGUUAUUUAUUUUCUCGUCCUGCAAAUGUUUAUUGAACAUUUCUGAGAUUUUAAGAGAUUUUGUUGGCUGCUCCUUGUUUAUUGCAUGUGGUUUUUCAGCUCACCAUUUUCGCUUCAAUUAGCCAAGGGCUGGAAAGUGGGAAUGACCUCAUGGGGCAGAGGCCUCCUCUGCCCCAACCCUAUUAUCCUUGGCCCCCUGCUAUGCCUCUGGCUGGGAAGGAGGGGCUGACAAGCUGUGAUAAUAUGCCCACAAGAGAAGUCCUGGCCUGCACACUUUGCUUUUCUGCUCGUGUGAGAUCAGGACACACUUCUUGCCUGGUGGAGGAAGACCUUUACUACUUACGACUAACCAACGCUGUAGAUGGGCAUGUGUGAGACUUUGAAAGCUGGUAGGGCAUCUCCUGGGAUGAGAGCAACUCCUCUUUCAACUUUUUAUAAAUUAGUUUAAAAAAAAACUAAUAAAUUAGUUUUUAAAAAGUGAUGUAAGUUGAAUGUAAAAAAAUGUUCAAACUAUACAAGAGCUUAUAAAGUGGGAGGCCCCUCCCCACGCACAGUCAUGCCAUGAUAGCUGUAUCAGUUCUUUAAAGGGCUGAAUGCAAUUCUUGACACAGAGGGAUCUUUUCUUAAAACUUGUGAGUGCACCCCUUCUCUUAAGCAGUUCUACUGCCUCUCUCAGAGGCAGAGCAUUGGAUGUUAA
Molecule: messenger RNA, 7883 nt
Organism: Hippopotamus amphibius kiboko
Lineage: Eukaryota; Metazoa; Chordata; Mammalia; Artiodactyla; Hippopotamidae
Gene: WIZ
Product: WIZ zinc finger
Exons: 12
Coding region: 199-5703 (1834 amino acids)
Biological process (GO): regulation of transcription by RNA polymerase II
Cellular component (GO): nucleus
Molecular function (GO): DNA-binding transcription factor activity, RNA polymerase II-specific; RNA polymerase II cis-regulatory region sequence-specific DNA binding
Source: RefSeq, a predicted model, not a curated record